This is a messenger RNA of Gracilinanus agilis (Agile Gracile Mouse Opossum), 2612 nucleotides long. It is a transcript of the gene TUT1, whose product is annotated as terminal uridylyl transferase 1, U6 snRNA-specific. The transcript has 9 exons. Gene Ontology annotation, cellular component: mitochondrion. Bases 1 to 2577 code for a protein of 858 amino acids. Gene Ontology annotation, molecular function: RNA binding; zinc ion binding; poly(A) RNA polymerase activity. Lineage: Eukaryota; Metazoa; Chordata; Mammalia; Didelphimorphia; Didelphidae. The record is from RefSeq and is a predicted model, not a curated record.
AUGGCGGCGAUGGAGCCGGAUGUGGAGGCUUUACCGCGCGGGGGCUUCAGAUGCUGCCUCUGCCAAGUGAACACCGCUAAUCGACCCAGCCUGGAUGCCCACCUCAAGGGCAAGAAGCACCUCCGGCUUGAAGAGCUUCGGGCGACAAGAAGGGCCCAGGGCCUGCGGAGUGUGUUUGUCAGCGGCUUUCCCCGGGGCCUGGAUCCGACCCAGCUUUCUGAAUAUUUUCAGGCCUUCGGGCCUGUGGCUAGCAUUGUCAUGGACAAGGACAAGGGUGUGUUUGCCAUUGUUGAGAUGGGAGACACAGGUGCCCGGGAUGCCGUUUUGGCCCAGACCCAGCAUGUUCUUAGUGGCCAUCGACUCCGUGUUCGGCCUCGGGAACAGAAAGAGUUCCAGACUCCAGCUCCCAAGUCCCCCAAAGGGGCACCUCCAGAUGACCAGCAACUGACCCAGGCCCUGGCAGAGGCUCCAGAUGUGGAGGCCCAGAUGGUGAAGCUGGUGGGGCUUCGAGAGCUCUCUGAAGCUGAGCGACAGCUACGAGGGCUCGUUGUGAUGCUGAUGCAAGAGGUCUUCACUGAGUUCUUCCCUGGCUGCGUCAUCCGUCCCUUUGGCUCCUCCACAAAUGGCUUUGGUGUCCAUGGUUGUGACCUUGACCUCUUCCUGGAUAUGGGCAGUUUGGAGGGGCCCCAGCGGGACCCAAAGGCCCCAGCCUCUCCAGCUUUGGACUCUGCCCUUGCUUCCCCACUGGAUCCUCAAGCCUUGGCCUCCACCCCAGCUUCCCCUGUAGACUCUCAGGCUCCAGCUUCUCCCCAAGACUCUGAAACCCCCACCUCUUCCCUAGCCCCUCUGACCCCUGACUCUGCCUUGGCGUCCGAGGCCCUAGCCUCCCCGCAGUCUUUGCCCCCAGUUUCACCCAUCCAAGAGGAGCUGAGAGAGAAGGACCUGGGGGAGGCCUGGGAACUUGUUGGAGCCCUGAACGGGGAGGAAGGAGAGGGGGAGGCGAUGCUGGAACUUGUUGGGUCUGUCCUCCGAGGCUGUGUCCCUGGGGUGCACAGUGUCCGGACAGUGCCUUCGGCUCGACGCCCUGUGGUCAAGUUCUGCCAUCGGCCCUCUGGUCUUCACGGUGACAUCUCCCUCAGUAACAGGCUGGCUUUAUAUAAUUCACGGUUCCUGAACUUCUGCUGUGAGCUGGACAGGCGGGUUCGGCCUCUGGUCUAUACCCUGCGCUGCUGGGCUCAGGGACGAGGACUGACGGGGAGUGGCCCUCUUCUGAGUAAUUAUGCCCUGACUCUCUUGGUGAUCUACUUCCUUCAAACCCGGGACCCUCCUGUGCUGCCCCCCCUCACAAGGCUCACCCAGAUGGCAGGUGAGGAGGAACAGGUUGAGGUGGACGGCUGGGACUGCAGCUUCCCCCAGGAGGUUUCCUGCCUGGAGCCUAGCACCAACACUGAGCCCCUUGAUGCCCUCCUGGCCCAGUUCUUUACCUGUGUCUCCAGCUGGGAGCUCCGAGGCUCGCUGCUGUCGCUGAGGGAAGGCCGACCGCUGCCCGUAGCAGAGGGCCUGCCCCCUGGUCUCUGGGGGGGCUUACGAGUUGGUCCUCUGAACCUCCAGGACCCUUUUGACUUGAGUCAUAACGUGGCAGCAAAUGUGACCAGCCGAGUGGCUGGUCGCCUGCAGAACUGUUGUCGGGAUUCAGCUAAUUACUGCCGAAGCCUCCAGUUCCAGCGUCGUUCGCCCCGGGGCCGGGACUGGGGUUUGCUUCCUCUGCUUCAGCCCAGCUCUGCCAACUCCCUGCUCUCUGUUACUCCCAUCCCCCUGCCCUCGGCCCCCUUCUCCCAGCUCUGUGCUGCCAUCACUCAGGUGUUAGAGGAAAUACUGGGGUGCCAGGUAGAGCAGAGCAGCAAGAGGCGGAGGCCAGAAGAAGAUGGAGAUGGGGAGGAGUGGCCCCAGGGAGGACCCAGUAAGAGACUAAGAUUAGAGAGGGAGGAAGAGCAGAAGGGAUCCCUGCAGGAUCAGGCAUCUGAGGGGCACCAAGGAGAGGCUGCCGUCGAAGAGAUGAUGCUGGUGGCUGAUGACAAAGAGGACCAGCCAUCAACCACAGGGGACGUUGGGCAGUCAGGGGAGCAGCCACAGGGGCUUUGGCAGCAUUGGAUUGAAAGGAGAGGAAAGCCGGAAAAUCCAGGGACUGAAGAGAUGGAAACUGCCCGGGGAGGGGAGGAAGCAGGGCUGGGGAGGACACAAACCUGGCUCUGUGCACUGCGGCGCCGGGUGUGGCUUGGGCGGCGGAGGCUCCGGAGGCAGUUGCAGCAGCAAGCCAAAGGAGAAAUAAGCUGGCUGCAGGCUGAGACUCUGGUGACCCAGGAGCUGAUGACCCAGGAGAGCAGGAAGCAGAGAAAAGAGCCAGAGCCGCCACAGCCCCUCCUCACCUUUACUGCUUCUGUCAGCCCCACCGGCCAGUUCUUGACUCUCACCCAGCUCCACGAUCCUCAGGGCCUGUUCCCUGAUCUUCAUCACUUCUUACAAGGCUUUCUACCACGAACUCUUCGGGGCAUCCUCGGGUGUGAGAAAGGCGACUGAGGAGAGGAAGGGGCAAUAAAGUGCUUUUUACACAA